AAAAACUCAUUGUGUAGUUUAUCCUAUGUUUUGUAAAAGGUCCAAAUUCAAGCAAGAUCAAGCUGAAACAUAUUACAUAUAGAUGUAAAUAAAUAUGUAUGUACAUAUAGUCACUACUAAUAUGGCAACAACAACUGCAGGAAUAGGAUUAGCAGGAAGUGGUUAUUAUGCAAAACCCAGUUCUCCAAAUUCAUUACCACAAUCACCAUUUACAGGAAAAAAGUUAAAGUUCAAAACUUUACAAGAACCCAACUCAAAUGGGCCAAGAUUCACAAUCUUGAAACCAAGUGUGGUGGUGGCAAGUGGUGGGGUGGUAGAUUUUGUAAAUAAUGUGUUUUUAGGGGUUGGAGUUGGACUUCCAUGUACAGUUAUGGAGUGUGGAGAUAUGAUAUACAGAAGCACAUUACCAAGAUCAAAUGCUUUGACACUUACUAUUCCUGGUGCUGUAUUGGCUUUGAGUACACUUUCUUAUCUUUGGGCUACUCCUGGUGUUGCCCCUGGUUUUUGGGAUAUGUUUGUUCUUGCUUUUGUUGAAAGACUGUUUAGACCAACUUACAAAAAGGAUGAUUUUGUGUUGGGAAAGAAGUUGGGUGAGGGAGCUUUUGGUGUUGUUUAUCGAGUUUCUUGGGCUAAUAAGAAACUAUCUUCAAAGGAAGGCGAUUUAGUACUUAAAAAGGCAACAGAAUAUGGUGCGGUUGAGAUAUGGAUGAACGAGCGUGUGAGAAGGGCUUGUGCUAAUAGUUGUGCCGAUUUCGUGUAUGGCUUUCUUGAGAGUUCUCCAAAGAAAAGAGAUGAGUAUUGGCUUAUUUGGAGGUUUGAAGGGGAAUCUACACUUGCAGAUUUGAUUCAGAGUAAAGAGUUUCCUUAUAAUGUUGAAUCAAUGAUACUCAAGGAAGUCCAAGACUUGCCAAAAGGAUUGGAAAGAGAGAACAGAAUCAUACAAACUAUCCUCAGGCAACUCUUGUUUGCAUUAGAUGGUCUUCACUCAACAGGGAUUGUUCAUAGAGAUAUCAAACCACAAAAUAUUAUUUUCUCAGAAGAGUCUCGCACGUUCAAGAUCAUCGAUUUGGGAGCUGCUGCAGAUUUAAGAGUGGGCAUCAAUUAUAUCCCAAAAGAGUUUCUUUUAGAUCCAAGAUAUGCAGCACCUGAACAGUACAUCAUGAGCACACAAACACCGUCUGCACCAUCAGCUCCCGUUGCUGCUGCUCUUUCUCCGGUUUUAUGGCAGUUGAACCUCCCAGAUCGAUUUGACAUUUACAGCACCGGUCUCAUACUACUACAAAUGGCAUUCCCUUCUUUCCGGUCAGACAGUGGUCUCAUACAAUUCAACCGUCAACUGAAGAGAUGUGAUUAUGACCUCAUUGCAUGGAGAAAAAGCGUCGAGCCUCGUGCAAAUGCUGAGCUUCGUAAAGGAUUUGAGUUGUUAGAUUUAGAUGGUGGUAUUGGAUGGGAGCUUUUAACUUCUAUGGUCCGUUACAAAGCCCGACAAAGAACCAGUGCCAAAACAGCUUUAGCCCAUCCAUAUUUUGAUAAAGAAGGUCUUCUUGCUCUGUCAAUUAUGCAAAAUCUUAGACUGCAAUAUUUUCGAGCCACACAACAGGAUUACAGUGAAGCUGCUAAUUGGAUCAUUGCGCUGAUGGCCCGAUCAGGUACAAAGAAAGACGGUGGAUUCACAGAAGCAGGACUUCAGGAACUUAGAGAAAUACGGCCACCAAAGAAGGCAAAUGCACAGAGAAAUGCUCUUGCCUCAGCUCUUCGGCUUCAAAGAAAGAUUUUGAAAACACUGAACGAGAGCAUGGAUGAGCUUAACCAAAGAAGAAAGAGCAUGUGGUGGAGUAGAUGGAUUCCAAGAGAGGAAUGAAGGAGAUCGUAUGUACAUACGUAUAGUACUAUAUAUACGCAAUUUAUAAGCCCAUAUGUAUGAUUAUGUUUGUAAAUUGGUGUAGCCAUCGACCAUCAUAUCAUAUUUACUUACUACUAAUUAAAGAUGAGCAAAUGUUAUGAACUUAAAGGGAUGGAAAUAUAUCUCCAAUGAUAAGUUGGUUGCAUUA
Molecule: messenger RNA, 2051 nt
Organism: Erigeron canadensis
Lineage: Eukaryota; Viridiplantae; Streptophyta; Magnoliopsida; Asterales; Asteraceae
Product: serine/threonine-protein kinase STN7, chloroplastic
Exons: 10
Coding region: 95-1861 (588 amino acids)
Biological process (GO): protein phosphorylation
Molecular function (GO): protein kinase activity; ATP binding
Source: RefSeq, a predicted model, not a curated record